Molecule: messenger RNA, 4858 nt
Organism: Pecten maximus
Lineage: Eukaryota; Metazoa; Mollusca; Bivalvia; Pectinida; Pectinidae
Product: AN1-type zinc finger protein 4-like
Exons: 7
Coding region: 327-2216 (629 amino acids)
Molecular function (GO): protein binding; zinc ion binding
Source: RefSeq, a predicted model, not a curated record
UGUGCCCUCGAAUUCCUAUCGUGAAAAUUGGAGCCACCAUCUUUGUGUAUUUUGUUCAAUGGAGUGUUAGAUGUCAUACGAAAGCAUCGCGAUUUCCGUCCAGGAAGGACGUUUAUAGCUGCGACAUCUGUGCAGUGAAAAUGUGCAGAUAUUCAAGAACUGGAUUAUAUAACCAAAUAUGGCGAUAACUUAGUGGAUUUUGGAAAAUAUGCUUUUCUCCGGUACUGGAGAGGCAAAUGAUGUCUUUGAGGCGUUGCAAUGAAUCCGUAAACUUGUAAGGUGUUCUGUAGUAAGUCGUCGUCAUUGACGUCGAGGACUUUUCCACGAUGGAGCUGUAUAUUGAAACGCUAACGGGCACUUUCUUCGAGCUGAGAGUAUCGCCUUUCGAGACGAUUAUGUCUGUAAAGGCAAAAAUUCAACGGCUCGAAGGAAUCCCGAUAGCACAGCAGCAUCUCAUCUGGCAGUCCAUGGAGUUGGAAGAUGAAUACAGUCUCCACGACUACAGUAUCCACGACGGUGCCACACUGAAACUGGUGCUGGCUAUGAGGGGCGGACCCAUUAAUACUCGCAGGAUUCCUAUGGAGGAUCCGACACUCAGGGAAAUGGCGGAGUAUGUGGAAGCAAAUCGUGACGAGAUCUGGGAGAAAGUUCCAGGAAAUCGUCAAGUGACCCUGCUCGUGUUCCGUGAGGGUGACCAGCUCAAUUUUUUUCGUGUGGUGGACCGAGGCGACGGGACCCUCACCCCGUUGUCCGAGUCUCUGAGUGGUGCGUCCAUGUACAAUUUUAAUGAUGAAGAGGAAGAGGAUGACGUUCCUCCAAAGGAGAAACUCGAAGAGAAUGAACAACUGAAGGAAAAAAUGAAACAGCUUCGUGGCAAGAUGGAAAAGCUUACUCUAACAAAAAAGCCAAGAAAGAAACCACAUCCUCCAACAUCUGGACACUCUAAUGGACGAGGAGCCACACGAUAUCGACAGCUUCCAAGUUCUGGAAGAAACCUGCCCGUAGGUCAUCACCUGAACCGAAAGUCGUGCCUUCCCCCAGUGGGACACACAUUAGCCUCACCUUUUUCCCCAGACGAGCGUCUCAGCCUCACUUCAAUGGCUGGCAAGGAUAGCUUUGCCUCCAUCAAGUCGUCCGACAAUGAUACAUCUACCGUGGAUCUUGGUGGUGCCAUCUCAAAGUCGCCACACAGCAUGAGACACUUGGAGAGUGCUGAGGGCGGGACCAAGCUUAGCCGGACAUUAGAAAGUGUUAAAGAGGAUAUUGGUACAAAUAGUGAAAAUAACACCGCAAGGAAAAUUAAAGUUGACUCGCCCGAGGCAGUAAAGUGCGACGACCGAUCGCUUUCUUCUGGAAAGGAAAGUAGUCCGAAACUCUCUGACAUAGUAGCCUCUAGUUCGAUAUCACAUGAAAGUCAAAAGAUUGAUUACUUAGGGGCUGAGUCCAAGGAACUUCAGCGUCAAAUACAGGACUCACGGCCAAUCACAAGCAGCAAAAUGAAGGACCUUGCAUUGGAAAGUUUCAAGGAUAGCCUUAGGCCACCAACAUCCUCUAAAAACAAACAGAAACUAAAAGGAAGUGAUCUCACGAUAGAAAGUCUUAAGGAAGUGCUAGGUCGACCAACUACGUCCUCAAGAGAUGUGACACUCGAGAGUUUACAAGAGACAUUUGGUCGACCCACCACAUCAUCCCGGUACAAGGGGCUUGAAAGACGGAAAGAAAUAACAUUAGAAAGUUUGAGUACGAGUGAGGCGCGUGCCAUGUCCGGACUUUUAAGACAAGCAUCGCUAGAAAAAAUUGGCUCGUCACGUAUAGGAAAUAUUGGUAACUUUGUACCGAGUGGUAGUAAGUCCCGUCUUUCUAAUUACACAUUUGGAAGUCCUGCGUUACCUGACGGAAGGAUGACCACGCCCGAGGGGCGACUUGUGUCGGCCCGACUGCAGCGAGUGACCAAUAGUCGCGAUGGUCGUCUUCUGUCCCCAUCACACCGCCUUCCACCUGUCAAACCAAAGAAGAAGGUCACCAAGCGAUGCUUUGUGUGCGGCAAAAAAACAGGUCUAGCCACAAGCUACAUUUGUAGGUGUGGAAACAACUUCUGUGCAACACAUCGGUAUGCCGAGUCCCAUGAAUGUACGUUCGACUACAAGACAGAAGGCCGCAAGUUACUGGAGCAGAGCAACCCGGUGGUCAGUGCCCCGAAGCUUCCGAAAAUAUAACUCAGGAUCUAUACCACCUUCUAUAUAUCACAUCCUCAGUCAGUUUCUCUCUUCUACCUGAACUCAGAAUGUUAGCGCCGUUUCGUAUCUAACAAACAUUCUUGUGUUCAUUAGAUACAGUUGGUAUUUUUAAUACGGUCGAGAAAACAUGAUACCCGUACUACCAAGGUAAUUUUUUAUUUGAAUUGUUACUCUCCGUGUGGAAGGGCUGGACUUUUCCGUCUUUCCUGUAUUACGAUUUUGUCAGGAUGUUUACAAACACUCAACGUCUGGUAACAUACAGGUAAUUCCACAUGAGUUCAUUGUUCAGAGAGGAGAAUUGUACUGGGAAAGUAAAACUCCGAGUCAGUUGGAGCAAUGGAGAUGUUCUGUGUUGUGUUCUAGCUAACAGGUUUCAGAUAAUUUUGAUAAUUUUGGAAUGUUCUGAAGAGAUGAUUGUGAUAAGCUUACAUUUUUUAUCAGUCUUUCAUGUUUUCCCAAUACUAUAUAGGGAAUUGUUUAAGUGUAUGAAUCAUUAUUUUGCUACUUUAAUAUAAAUAUUUCAUUUUCCACUUUUUAUUAUUUUUUUUUUUUAGAUUUAUGACAGGCGUAGGUAACAUAAUUAUCUACCUAGUACAGAGACCAUAUAUAUCUUCAGUAAAAACUCCAUAUCUCAUUUGUUAGAUGUUUUUUCCAUUCCAAAGUUGUGUUUGGAUAAAAUAUAUUGUUCAAAAUAUGAAGGAUUUGUCUAAAAGAUGGAAAAUUCUUUCAACUUAAGAGUUGCAUGGUGUUUUCACUGUAGGUUACGAAAAUUAGAAGCCAACUCAAUGAUUUUAGUCUUGAUGAUAUUGUAUAUUACAAUAAGAAAGUGCUUUUUAAUAUUAAUGACGUCACAUAUUGUUAUCUGUAGCUAAAGCUGUGUUUGGUUUGUAGUACACAAUUUUUUAUUUUAUUGUGAAGGUCCAAAGUCAUGAUCACUUGUAAUAAAGAAAUUUGGCAUUACCCAAAAUUGUUUCUUACCAGAAAAUAUAUAAAGACAAUAAUGACUAGUGUUUUCAAGAAAAAGUGGGAGCCAAAAUGUUAAUAUUGAUUUCAUAUUCUUGGUUAUGAACUUUUGUUGAAUCAAGAUAAUCAAACUAAGACAUGAAAACGGAAUAUAGCUAAGUUUGUUUGUUUGUUUUGUUGUUUUGUUUAUUUUUUAUGGAAUAUGUGGCUUAAUUUUGAUAUAUAGAGCCUUUAUUCAAAGACAUUUAUUUUGUCACACUUGUAUACCUGUUUCAGUUCAACGGGGAUGUUCGCUGCGUUAUACUUCGGUAAAUGUUACCAGUAUUGGCAGCCCAGCCUGGUUCGUCAGUAAACCUCCACUAAUCUGAUUCACACCCGAAUGAAAAUCAAAACUGUAGAAAUAUAGAAAAUAACGAUGUAGUAAUAACGAUGUAGAGUGAACAUUUUCAAAAUUCAUUUUUUUUUUUUUUUUUUUUCAAAAAUCUUUUAUUUACAAUUUUAAUUUUAAUAUUGUAUCUAAACCAUCCUUAUAAUCAAAGUUGUAGCUUAUUGGAAACUCAACCGCUGUAACGUUAGAAUUGUUAGUAGCAAUAUAGCUGUUGUAUCCUUGAUUAUUAUCCAAAGUAACCCAGAGAAAACGAUGACUUGAACAUUUGGAAACACAUACAUCAUGACUGGUAAACUUUGCUAUUUCCCCAAGCCAUAUAAUUGAUUUUCUGACUGCAAAAAAAUAAUAAUACAAAAAUCAAGAAGGUUUUAAAUUUUAUUUACUCUAAAUUUGUUCCGUUGAUCAUUUGGGCAAGUAAACUUGGCGCAAACACCAUGUUGAAGAAAAAAUCCUGAUCGGAGUUUAUUUACAGAAAUGCAAAUUAGCUUACUGUAAUACAGUAUCUAGUUACAAGUAAUAGUCGAAAAUCAUUCCAUUUGAAAGUCUAAGGACAUUGCUUGAAUGAUUUGUUGAUGUUAAUGUUUUUUUAAGAUGAAAUCUUUGAAAUCAUGAUGAAUGAUGGAUACAUUUCAGUUUUACGAAAUGUGUGAUGUUUUUGAAAUUAAAAUAUAUACUCAUAAUUCCCUUCAAGACAUAUAUAUUGUCUAUUAUGAAGAAGUUAAUAUGCUUGCUUGUUAUUUUAAGCAGUGCCAAAGAUGAAAUCGUUUUCUUUGAUCUAUUCACUAAAACCAUGAUACAUUUACUGAAUUAUACAAAACUUGUGACAGAAUUUACGAAAAUGUGAAAUGAAAUUUAGAUUAUAAGCAUAGAUAUUAGUAAAAUAUUAAAUAAACGAAUGUCAAAUCUCGACAACUCAAAUGUUUGAUGUGAGGGUGUCGGAUCGCUCAGGGGACCUGUUGUUGGUUCAGUACGACCGGAGAAUAAAAAAGCUGUUUUGUGCCUGAAACUGAAAGCAUUUUAAGUACAAUGUAUGUUAUGUUUGAGGAAAUCAUGAUUAAAAAAAAAAGAAAUAUUUUUCGUUUUCUGUUACUUAGUGACUGUUAGAGGAUGUUAGCAAUAACUGAUUUUAAAUGCGUCUUACUCCCCAAGGGGAACUAACUCUCCUAGUUAAACUUCUUAUUUUACGUGUUUAUGUAAGGUGCAUACCUUGUAUGCAUUGGGUGUAACUUGUGAACAGAUAAUUGAGUGUGAAUAAACAAGUUGACUAUAA